CGCUGCGCCCGCUGGGGGUGGAUGCGAGGCCGAGCGGGACGCGGGACUCAGUGCGCGAGAGCAGCGACUGACCGCGUGCGCGUCGGGAGCUGUGUGAGACGCCAUGGCGGAAGCGCUGUUCUGUGAUGAUGAUGUUGCUGCCUCCACUGUUCUUGAAUCUACAGCAGCAGCGUUUGGGGCUGAUGCAUGCAAGAACCUGCUGCCGGAAUUCUCUGCCAUAUCUCCAAUUCUGGAAAGUGCCCAGCAGGCUGUAAGUAAAGACAAUAAUGGAAAAUUAAAGGUGUAUCUGAGAGUUCGACCCUUGAAAUCUACAGAAUUGGAACAAGGGGAAGACCAGGGCUGUGUCUGCAUUGAGAAUUCAGAGUCCCUUCUCCUAAAAGCCCCUAAGGACUCCUUCACCAUGCAGAGCACAGAGCGUGGAGUUGGACAAGCAGCGCACAGGUUCUCUUUCACCAAGAUCUUUGGACCAGAUGUGGGGCAGAAAUUGUUCUUUGAAGAAACAAUGAAGGAGGUGGUAAAGGAUGUACUCAAUGGGCAGAACUGGCUGGUCUACACCUAUGGCAUCACCAAUUCAGGGAAGACUCACACUGUUCAGGGCAGCAACAAAGAUGCUGGGAUUCUGCCGCGGUCCUUAGCGGCCAUCUUCAACAGUGUGGGUGACAGGCUGUAUGAAUCCAUGGAUCUGAAGCCUUCCCUCUCCAAUGAGGUGAUCUGGCUGGACAGCAGACAGGUUCAACAGGAACAGACCAAGAAGCAAACCUUGCUGCAAGGGGGUCUGUGGGAGGAGGUGUUGUUAACGCCACUGAAGAGGAGUCGUGGUGCUGAAUCUCAGCUCCAGGCUACUACCAGUGGCAGUUUUGACAGUGGAGUUGCUGGUCUGUCUUCAUCUAGCCAGCUCACCAACCGUUCAGACAUCAAACAGACAGCAGAAGAACUAGGCUGUUGCUGGGAUGACAUGGAUCGCAUUUCACUCACCAACACAACAGACACGCAGUUCUCUAUCUGGGUCUCCUUCUUUGAGAUUUACAAUGAAUUAAUCUAUGACUUGCUAGAACCAGCUUUACCCAGCCAGAACAACAAGAGGAAGACACUGCGGCUGUGUGAAGACCAGACUGGCAACUCCUAUGUGAAAGAUUUGAAUUGGAUCAAUGUCCAGGAUGCUGAUGAAGCCUGGAAACUCCUGAAACUGGGUCGUAAAAACCAGAGUUUUGCUAGCACCCACAAGAACCAGAACUCCAGUCGCAGUCACAGUGUCUUCUCCAUUCGGAUUCUGCGCUUGCAAAGAGAUGGCAGUGAAACUGAUGCAAAAAUCAGCGAAUUAUCCCUCUGUGACCUUGCUGGGUCGGAGCGCUGCAAAGACCAGAAAAGCGGGGACCGAAUGAAAGAAGCAAACAACAUCAAUACCUCCCUCCACACACUGGGUCGCUGCAUUGCUGCCCUCCGCCAGAACCAGCAGUCCAAAUUGAAGCAGACGGUGGUUCCUUUCCGGGACAGCAAGCUAACCCGUGUGUUCCAGGGCUUCUUCACUGGACGUGGGCGUUCUUGCAUGAUUGUCAACAUUAAUCAGUGUGCAUCUACAUAUGAUGAUACUCUUCAUGUAGCCAAAUUCUCAGCCAUUGCCAGCCAGCUUGUUCAGGUGCCUCUUACGAGUCUGAGACUCCCAUCCAUCAAAUCAAUUGUCAAAGAGCACAACAGGCGAACCAGCCAGAGUCUAGGGGCAGUGACAAAGGAAGAAGCGGAAUCAGAAGACGAUAGUGAGGAUGAAGCAGAUGUCACCAUGUAUGCAAAGGAGGACUUGUUGCGUGUACUGGAAGCUGCACGAGAACUCUUGGCACAAGAGCGACGGGAAAAGCUGCUUCUAGAAACACGCCUCCGUGCAGAGAUCUGCGAUGAGAUGAUGGAGAUGAUGCAACAGAAGGAGCAAAUGUACAGGGAAUGUUUGGAUACUCAGAGGGACCAGCUGGAGGAACUGUAUGAAGGUAAACUGGAUAUCCUGAAGGAGGCACUGACCGACUAUUACAAGGAGAAGAUCCAGGAGCGUGAUGAGAAGAUUGAGGAGCUCCAAGCUGCUCUGCAGGAGGCAAAACAAAAAUCGGAGAGCCUGGAUACUACGCAAAAGGACUCAGGCCAAGUCUUACGUCGAUCAAAGCGAGUGGCUACCUUAUCCGCUUUGCAACAGGAGCAGCGGGUAGAUACUAAAGCCAAACCGGAGCAAUGUCAAAUAGAGCCAAACACUGUAACAGCAGAGUUGCACAAUCACCAAAAAUUAAAGGAGGCCCUUCCCCCUGCCGAACUUAUUACUGUGGAUAUGGACAGAAAUCUGGAGGAUGCACAGAAAAGUAUCAGAUUGCUGCGUUCAGAAUGUCAAAAACUUGGGGAGUCUCUUCAGUCUGCAGAGAAACUUCAGGAAGUCCUCUCAAUGUGUGAUGACAUUCUGGCUAAACAGGACCAACUACGGGCAAAACUGCAGAACAUGACAGUGGUAAAACCAGACCUGCUGAAGAAAGGAGCCUGUACUGCAGCUAAGACUCCUUCAAUAUCUAGUUUAAAGAAACGGUUCUGUGCCAACAGGGAAAAUGUACAACCUAAUCAACCUCCUGGUAAAAGACCCUUCCUGUACAACCUGUCACGUUCAGCACCCCGUCCUGUUGCUGCAAGAGGGUGGCAAUACCGUUCAGUUGUUCCAUGAUUUUUCACAAAGACAUUCUAGCCCUGUUGUUACUGGAACGGGGGGCAAGUCCAAUAUAAUAGCAUCUCGUACUUUGUGUGCAUGUUUAUUUCUGUUGUAGCU
Molecule: messenger RNA, 2791 nt
Organism: Cuculus canorus (common cuckoo)
Lineage: Eukaryota; Metazoa; Chordata; Aves; Cuculiformes; Cuculidae
Gene: KIF20A
Product: kinesin family member 20A
Exons: 19
Coding region: 104-2689 (861 amino acids)
Biological process (GO): microtubule-based movement
Cellular component (GO): microtubule; nucleus; kinesin complex
Molecular function (GO): microtubule binding; ATP hydrolysis activity; ATP binding
Source: RefSeq, a predicted model, not a curated record